GAAAAGAUCAUUUUCCUGUCAUUGAAACCUCUCUCUUCUUUUGAAUAGGUUCAUCAGUUGGUGGAACGUUGAGUCCUCAGAAUUCUUCUUCUAGCCCAGGUUCUCAGGGAAUAAUUAUGGGUCGUACGGAACAGUCAUCCGAGAAUAGUAACUUGAAAAGGCGGAGACAUCAGAGUGGUCAAGUUACGUCUGGAUCGAGGUAUCCUGAUCCGAUACCACCACCUUCCAUUGGCAGUCCUAAUUCCUUGGUUGGUCAGGCAACCUGGUUUGAUUUCAAAGGGAAUGUUGCCGCUGUAGCGACUACUUAUGCUCAUUUCUUGCCGGUGUAUAAUUUUCCCGUGUCCCCGGAACCAAGGGAUUACUACAAGGGGAUUGUGGAAGAGCCCGGGCAUGUAGCGAGCACUGAGGUUUUAUCGGAUCGUAACAAUUUGAUCUCCAGUGUAUCUGCCUUAGUUGUUGUGGCAAAGGAGAUGGUUGAAUUCGGCGACGAUUGCCCUUCCACCAAUGCCUUGGAGACAUGGAGGGAUAGUUUUGUUCUCCCGAGAUUGCUAAGGUUUAAUAUGGGUUGGAUUGAAGAGUUGUUCAAGGGGUUGGAAGAGAGAAGAGCGAGUCGAAAAUUGGUCUGGUGAGAUCACGCGUCUGAAAGAAGAGGUGAAAGCGGAGACCCAGAAGUUGAAGGAGCAGCAAAAGGAGCAGGUUCGGAUAACUGCUGAGGCGUCCAAAAUUGCUGCUGAGGUCGCAACAACCACGACGAAGUUGCAAUUGAAACAGAAGGAGUUAGCUGACAAGGAAGCCGAACUAGCUAGUUUUGAAUGAUUCUGUCGUAUUUGUGUUGUUGGAUUUGAGCUUGUUGUUACUUUGUUUUGGAUAUUAUUUUGCUUUGUUUU
Papaver somniferum (opium poppy) is the source of this 887-nucleotide messenger RNA. RefSeq lists its product as uncharacterized. The transcript is spliced from 2 exons. The record is from RefSeq and is a predicted model, not a curated record. NCBI's taxonomy places the organism in Eukaryota, Viridiplantae, Streptophyta, Magnoliopsida, Ranunculales, Papaveraceae. Bases 117 to 629 code for a protein of 170 amino acids.